Molecule: messenger RNA, 447 nt
Organism: Nasonia vitripennis (jewel wasp)
Lineage: Eukaryota; Metazoa; Arthropoda; Insecta; Hymenoptera; Pteromalidae
Gene: ksh
Product: protein kish-A
Exons: 3
Coding region: 67-390 (107 amino acids)
Biological process (GO): protein secretion; intracellular transport
Source: RefSeq, a predicted model, not a curated record
AAAAUAGUAUUCACAUUGAUUGGCACUAAUUACUAAAACAAUUUGCUUAAAUUUAUUAAUUCUUCCAUGUAUAUUGCACACACGCGCGCGCACACACACAUAUUGGUAGUUUUUCUUUGGAAUCGAAAAGGAAGAUUUGUACUUUCAUUUUACUUCACUAGACUUCGAAUUAUAUUUGCCUUAUUUAAUUUUCAGAGCUUGUUGGCAAUUAUCUUAAUGAUGAUAUGUACUUGUGCUUAUAUUCGUCUAAUUUUGCCAAAUUUAAUGGAUAGAAACAAAAAGGGGUUUUUAGGUGUUUUUUGGAAAUUUGCACGAAUUGGAGAGCGAAAAAGUCCGUACGUUGCUGCUUGUUGUAUGCUAAUGUCAAUAAGUAUAUUAUUUUGGACCUAAACAUUGUAAAUUCAUAAAAUUUGUUCAAUAAUAAUAAAUCGUUUACAAUAAUAUAAA